Messenger RNA from Indicator indicator, 2052 nucleotides. RefSeq names its product podocalyxin like (gene PODXL). NCBI's taxonomy places the organism in Eukaryota, Metazoa, Chordata, Aves, Piciformes, Indicatoridae. Bases 1 to 1959 code for a protein of 652 amino acids. Gene Ontology annotation, biological process: negative regulation of cell-cell adhesion; cell migration; regulation of microvillus assembly. Gene Ontology annotation, cellular component: microvillus membrane; apical plasma membrane. The record is from RefSeq and is a predicted model, not a curated record. The transcript has 10 exons.
AUGUUUAACAACUGCACAGUGUCCUCCUUCUCCAGUUAUGAUAACAGCAGCUUCAACACCACCUCGAAUGGAGAUGUCUACAACUACCCUGGAGACAAGAAUACAGAAAUGGGGGGGAACACGGGGCCGGGACGGCAGCGGGGCCGGGAGUGGGCAGCGGCCGCACCUCCCGCGCCAGCGGGGAGAGCGCCGGGAGCCGCGGCGGACACGGCCGCGCAGAGCACCAUGCGGGCACCGCUGCUGCUGCCGCUGCUGCUGCUUGGUGUCAGCUCUCAGGAUGCUCCAACUUCUACAGUCCUAGGAGAAAAUGGGAAGAUCAUCACAACUACUACAGUCACCCCUACAAGCAAACCAGGAAACCCAUCAUCAACCUCGACCAUGUCAACUGCCGGAGUUCAAGGGACCACCCUUACAGAAAAUCCAUUGCCCACCUCUGUGGUAUCACCCACCACUGGUGAAGUGCCCACCACUACAAGGAGGCCACCACCUGCCUCUGUGACAUCCUCUGUCACAACUGAAGGGCCCACCUCCAGAAACAACCCAGGAAACCCACCACCCAUCCCCACGAUGUCACCCCACCCAUCUCAGCAGGACAGCUCCUCAGUCAGCUCUGGGGGUUCACCAGCCGUCCCUGCUGUAACCUCCAGUGCUGCCCAGCAGCAGACUAGUCCUUCAGGCAAUCUGGGAGGCUUGGCAGCCACCACUGCUGCAAGUCUUGUCCUCACUCAUGUGAGCAGCACUUCAGCCACCACAGGAGGUUUAGGGCCUGGUGUUGCAUCCUCUCCCAGUGUGGAAGCUCAGGGAAGCCAGCCUGUGGACCAGUUGACCAGCACCGCUGCAAGCACUGGAGUGCCAAUGGGCAACCUUCCUCCUGGGCACAAGGACUACAGUGUCUCUUCUCCUACACCUAUCUCAAAACAGCCUCACUCUUCUUCCAGUUCUCCAGUCCCAGGACUGGCCUCUUCCACCACGCCUGGAAGCACUGGCAUUUCUGUUACUGCUCUUGAUGGACCUGUGUCCCACACCACUAGGAAACCCUCUCUGUCUUUACCACCUGAAAGCACUGACAAGUUGUCAGAGGCAACCACCACACCAACUUCAGGAGGAGACCAGAGAAGUCCAGAAGCUGGAUCUGUGCCAACUUCAAGUGCUGACCAGAGCCCUGCCAGUGAACAUCCAGUGACCCCAGCCCAGGGGGGCCAGCCAGAGUGCAGCAGAUGUGGCCACCAUCACCCUAACACUUCUUUGCAAAAUGAGGUCAUCUGUAAAGACCAGGUGCAAAACAAUUUGCCCAACAUAUAUCUGAAAGAACCCAGAACCUGUGCUGAGUGGAGGACUGCCAGCACCAACAACUCCUUCUUUGAGAGCUUCUGCUCAACAGGCCAGCACACUUUCAAUGCCAGCAGGGAAGCAUGCACGGUGAUACUGACCUCCCACGAGCACCACUCCCAGCACUGGGCCGUGCAGACAGUCUUGCACAUUCAUUUGGACCCUGAAAAAGUCCUUGAGGAUUUGAAGGAGAAGGAGAAGUUAGAGGAGCUUGGCAUCGCCAACGUCACCUAUGACAAGAGGGAGCAGGAGAUGAUCAUCAAUGAUGAGUUCAGCACUCCCCUGAUCAUCACCAUCGUCACCCUGGCCGGCUCCCUGCUGCUGAUUGCUGCCAUCUACGGCUGCUGCCAUCAGCGCUUCUCCCAAAAGAAGGACCAGCACAUCCACCCUGAUCUCCCCGGGUUUGAUGAUGGACAUGUGGCCCUGAUCUUUAAUCAGCGCCUGACCGAGGAGCUGCAGACAAUGGAGAAUGGUUACCAUGAUAACCCCACGCUGGAGGUGAUGGAGACCUCCUCUGAAAUGCAGGAGAAGAAGGUGAACCUCAAUGGCGAGCUGGGGGACAGUUGGAUCGUUCCUCUUGACACCCUCAUGAAGGAGGACCUGGAGGAAGAGGAAGACACGCAUUUAUAGGAUGCAGAACUUGAUCAAGCAAACAAUGAUCACCACUCCCCCACCAAAAAGAACCCAUAAUCCUUACACACACAGAGCUCCAAAACAACAUUC